Camellia sinensis is the source of this 2293-nucleotide messenger RNA. Its product is annotated as phosphatidylinositol 4-kinase gamma 4. Lineage: Eukaryota; Viridiplantae; Streptophyta; Magnoliopsida; Ericales; Theaceae. Gene Ontology annotation, molecular function: protein binding. The record is from RefSeq and is a predicted model, not a curated record.
CCAUAGGGGACGACUACAACGCGCUUCUCUCUUGGCUUUCUCUAUUGUCUCUCUCUCUCUGGCAGACAUCCCUAACCUUCGCAGAGCAAAAAAGUCGACGAGAAACACUCUUCUGCGUUCAAUACUUGGAUCCGCAAAAACCGUUGUGGAGUUUCCUUCAAUUCAACGCCACAGAGUCAAUCGGCUUAUCCAUCUCUGAAUAUAGCUCCAUUUUCGCACCCCUCUCUCUUCGGUUCUUGCUCUCUCUGUUAGAAUGGCGUCGGGCGGUGUUGCAAUUAGUCCAAUCCGGAAUGCGGAUGCACUUCCGCCUGGUUACAUGCAUGACCAGCUUUUGGACGAGUCUAUUUUGAUCUAUGUGGCUGUGUCUGGUUCCAUGAUUCCGAUGCGGGUUCUGAAGUCUGAUUCAAUUGAGUCCGUUAAGCUUCGGAUUCAGACUUAUAAAGGGUUUGUGGUUAAGAAUCAGAAGUUGGUUUGUGGAGGUAGAGAACUGGCACGGAGUAAUAGUCUCGUUAGGGAGUAUGGGGUGACGGAUGGGAACGUUUUGCAUUUGGUUCUCCGGCUCUCUGACCUUCAGGUCAUCAAUGUUAAGACUUCCUGUGGGAAAGAAUUCACAUUCCAUGUCGAAAGGAGUCGAGAUGUUGGGUAUGUCAAACGUCAGAUUGCUAGAAAGAAGAGAGGUUUAGUUGAUGUUGAUGAUCAAGAAGUCAUAUGUAAUGGUGAAUGCGUCGGGGAUCAGAGACUUAUUAAUGAUAUCUGUAAAGAUAAUAAUGACGCUGUGAUUCAUUUGUUUGUUCGGAAAUCUGCAAAAAUUAGGGCUAAACCUGUGGAGAGAAAUUUUGAGUUGUCCAUUGUGGCACCGCAAUUGAAUGAUAGGAGAGAUGACAAAGUGGAUGGGGAAAGUGGGUCGGGGUCUGAUACUGAGAAUAAUCUUGUUGCACCUAGAGAGCCUCCCGAUAGAGAUCUUUGGUUGGAACACCUGGUUAUUAAUCGGAAUAUUGAAAUACCUUUGGUCCUUGAGAAUUUGCUUAACUCAACAUUUGAUGGGUUAGAUAGAGGGAACUAUCCAAUUAGGUCUUCAGAAGGUACAGGUGGAGCAUAUUUUAUGCUUGAUGCAUUGGGCAAAAAGUAUAUAUCUGUUUUUAAGCCAGUAGAUGAGGAGCCUAUGGCUGUGAACAACCCUCGAGGGCUGCCCAUUUCAGUGGAUGGUGAAGGACUAAAGAAGGGAACAAGAGUCGGGGAAGGUGCAUUGAGGGAAGUUGCUGCCUACAUUUUAGAUCAUCCAAAGAAUGGGCGACGCUUUAUUUGUGGGGAGGAUAAGGGAUUUGCUGGGGUCCCACCUACAAUGAUGGUCAAGUGCUUGCACAAUGGAUUUAAUCAUCCAGAUGGUUUAACUGUCAAGAUUGGGUCUUUGCAGAUGUUUAUGGAGAACCAUGGAAGUUGUGAGGACAUGGGUCCUAGUGCUUUCCCAGUGGAGGAGGUACAUAAAAUCUCUGUGUUGGAUAUAAGGAUGGCAAAUGCAGAUAGGCAUGCUGGGAACAUUUUGAUGAGCAAAGGUGAAGAUGGCCGAAUUGUGCUGAUUCCAAUUGAUCAUGGAUAUUGCUUGCCUGAGAGCUUCGAAGAUUGCACGUUUGACUGGCUGUAUUGGCCACAAGCUCGCAAGCCUUACAACGCGGACACUAUUGAGUACAUAAAAUCACUGGAUGCUGAAGAAGACAUUGCCCUCCUGAACUUAUACGGAUGGAAUCUGCCGCUUGAAUGUGCGCGCACGCUCCGUAUCUCCACCAUGCUUCUAAAGAAAGGGGUGGAGCGAGGGCUUACUCCCUUUGCCAUUGGAAGCAUCAUGUGCAGGGAAAGCUUGAAGAAGGUAUCUGUGAUCGAGGAGAUUGUCCAAGAAGCAUUGGAUUCUGUGCUCCCUGGCACAAGCGAAGCCGCUUUCAUGGAAGCAGUCUCCCACAUCAUGGAUCACCACCUUGAGAAGGUUGCCAAAAAAAUGUCCAUGGAGAAAAUUGGGUAAAUGCAUGUCUAUAUGCACAUAUGUUACCGUACAUUGCCGAAUAUAAUUUUCUUGGGUUGUUUGUUAUUUUCAAUUAUUUCAGCAGUUAAUGCACAAAUAACUUGAAGAGGUUGAACCGUAAGUUCAUACCUUGAUUCAUUUGCCAAAUUAUACUCUCUAUUUUUUGGGUUUGAUAUACAAUUUGUUGAACUUGUGUUGAGGACAAAGUCAUUGUCUUAAAUAAUAUGUACUUAUGAUAGCUAAGGUAUAUGGAGAGAGCAGCUUGUUUAUUUUCUGUUU